Messenger RNA from Colletotrichum higginsianum IMI 349063, 972 nucleotides. Its product is annotated as Calcineurin-like phosphoesterase. NCBI's taxonomy places the organism in Eukaryota, Fungi, Ascomycota, Sordariomycetes, Glomerellales, Glomerellaceae. The record is from RefSeq and is a predicted model, not a curated record. The coding region runs from base 1 to 972 and encodes 323 amino acids. The transcript is spliced from 2 exons. Gene Ontology annotation, molecular function: hydrolase activity.
AUGGGCCUCCUCACCGCCCUCGGCCUCCGCCGCAAAAACAACUGGGAGCCCCCGACACUCAUUGAUUCCCUUCUUGCGUCGCCCCUCCACUUCAUCAUCACUCUAAUCUACAGCAUCACCCUCUUUCUCCGCGGCCGUCCCUUCACGCCACCCCGCGACAAGCCCGCCAUCCGCGUCGUCUGCAUAUCCGACACCCACGACCGCACCGACGUCGCCAUCCCUGCCGGCGACCUCCUGAUCCACGCCGGUGACCUCACCAACGCCGGCACAGCCUCCGACAUCCAGGCCCAACUCGACUGGCUCGCCGCCCAGCCUCAUCAGCACAAGAUCCUCGUUUGCGGCAACCACGACAGCUACUUCGACCUCAGCGCCCGCCUGCCCUCCGACCGCGGCAAGACCCUCGAUUUCAGGGGCAUUCGCUACCUGGUUCGCGAUGCCGUGACCCUCGAGUUCAAGGCCGGCCGUCACCUCAAGAUCUACGGCGCCCCCGACAUUCCUGCCUGCGGCGGCUCCGAGAUGGCCUUCCAGUAUGACCGCGCAUCGCCCCCUUGGAGAAACGCCGUGCCCAUAGACACGGACAUUUUAGUCACUCAUGCUCCACCCAAAAACCACCUGGAUCUGGGCUUGGGCUGUCCUGGCCUCCUCCAAGAAGUCUGGCGAGUCCGUCCGAAACUUCACGUCUUCGGCCACGUGCACUGGGGCCAUGGUCGCCAGGUCGUCCAUUUUGACGAGUGUCAGCGCGCCUACGAGUCCCUUCUGUCCCAACGCCCACGCGGCCUCAUCCGCGACUUCUUCCCGCACUCGGGCUGGAAAGACGCGCUUCGCGUGCUGGGCUACGCCGUGCACGGCGUCGUGUGGAAGUGGUUAAUGGUCGGACCCGGCGGCAACACCAGCAGUCUCAUGGUGAACGCUGCCCAGAUGUACGGAAACACAGGACGGUUGGGAAACCCGGUGGAGGUGGUGGAUUUGUGA